AUGCCUCCAAGGAGAGCGCGUAACAGCUCGCCAGCGGCUGAACGUCGCGAGCGCCUGACCCUGGCCAAACUGGCCAGCUAUGACGAUGUCGCAACAGAUGCGCUGGUGGAUCACGCUUACUUUUGGACCACUACACGCAAGAAUCGCACCAAGUACAAUCCUGCCCGCGGUAUCCACGACGACGAUAUUGGGCGCAUUCUUCUCCACGAUGUUAUUGUCGAUAGAGAUAUCACAAGUGCCGAGCGCCAGCUGCUGGAGAUAUCAGGACUUAAGAAAUACCUGACGAAUCUCCCCAGUCCCCGCGAAAAAGAAUGGUUUCGUCGACAUCUCCGCAAAUACAUCCAGAUGUAUCUCCCAGACUGCCCGUUCGAGGUCACCACCACCAACCGAUACAUUAUCACGCAACAUGAAGCCGCGAUCUGCGCUCGCAGGUUCAUCAAAAAGGGCGAAGAGAUCAAAUACCUGAGUGGAACACUCGUGUCUAUGACCCGUGAAGAGGAGAUGGAUCUUGGACUGACCCGCAAAGACUUCAGUAUUGUGAUGUCGAGUCGGCGUAAAACCCCGUCUUUCUUCUUGGGCCCUGCUCGCUUUGCCAAUCACGACUGUGAUGCAAACGGGAGCCUGGCAACGCGUGGAAACGAAGGCAUGUCUGUUCUGGCCAUGCGCGACAUCUACGAGGGAGAAGAGAUCACGGUUUCUUACGGAGAGGAUUAUUUUGGCAUUGAUAACUGCGAAUGUCUGUGCUUCACCUGCGAACGGGCUGUUCGCAAUGGCUGGUCUCCCCAAGCUGAUUCGGACCAGAACAGCAAAGAAUCAAGUCCCGUGUCGACUGAAGCCUCUCCGGUCGAAGACAGUAUGGGGAGCAGGAAACGCCGGCGCAGCUCUGAAGUGGACUCCGAUACUUCUUCGACCGUGUCUUGCUCUACUCCGCGAAAGCGAGCCAAAUUUCAGCGACAAAUGUCUAAAUUGCGAAAAGAGAUCUCCGUUUCUGAGCUCGCUGGUGAAUCAGCCUCAACAUCCGAGACAGACCUUGUCACUACCCCGGACACUGAACUCGCUCCAACUCCUAUUUUGACAGGAGCCAUACCUCAGGCGUCCAAAUUGAGGCAGGAGCUCACAGACCUAUCCCCAGUGCCAACACCAAUUGAUUCACCACUCCCACCACUAGCCACAGAAUCGGAACAGCCAAACAUGGCUGCUUCAGGCGAUACAAGGCAGGCCCGGAGCUCGCAGGCCCCCCUUCACGCAGAUUGCGAAUCUCCCGAGUCUAACGCCGAAGAGUCUCACCGUUCGUCAACGUCAACCACCGCGACAACCGUCGAUGACAUCGGAAUGAAGAUUAAGACAGAGGAGACCGGAGAGUCAAACCAGACAGAAUCCGCAACAUUAAACGGCAAAAAUCAUGCCGAAACCUCAGCCGAAGGUCAGCUCGCCCUCAUGACUCCUCCCAAGGACACACCCCCAAAGGAAGAACAGCUAGACUUAUCGGAAUCCCUUGAACUAGAUGAAACACCCUCGGCUGCCGAAAAACCCAAAACCCGGAAAAAGUGGAGCAGGCGUCGAUUCAUUGUUGACUCUGUCGAGACCGAAUCGCAGAUUGCCCGAGUUCCCGGAGACUACACUAAGACCUCCAGACUGCUUGCUCAGAGAUACGAUCGCUGGGUGGAGUGUCAGACCUGUGAUAAUUGGUUCGUUCAGUCCAACUCGUACCUGACACGACGGGAAUGCCCUCGCUGCGAGCGCCAUUCCAAGCUGUACGGAUUCCAAUGGCCAUACACCGACAAAAGCCCCGAUGGCGAAGAUCGAGUUAUGGAUCACCGCACCGUCCAUCGUUUCUUGUCCCCUGACGCACAAUCCCGCGUCAGUCGCCGAGGACGGGGUGUCAGUUUUGGAAUCACCCCAACCCCAGAACUGUCAGAUACAAAUACCCCCGAAGCAGAGACGAGCGACACGAACGAGUCUCGUCGCGAUGCUCGGGCAAGUCGGCGUCGCACUAGAGAACUUCGCAUGACUAUGUAA
Penicillium arizonense is the source of this 2019-nucleotide messenger RNA. Its product is annotated as SET domain-containing protein. Gene Ontology annotation, cellular component: nucleus. Lineage: Eukaryota; Fungi; Ascomycota; Eurotiomycetes; Eurotiales; Aspergillaceae. The transcript is spliced from 2 exons. The record is from RefSeq and is a predicted model, not a curated record. Gene Ontology annotation, molecular function: histone H4K20 methyltransferase activity; protein binding. The coding region runs from base 1 to 2019 and encodes 672 amino acids.